Molecule: messenger RNA, 5301 nt
Organism: Falco peregrinus (peregrine falcon)
Lineage: Eukaryota; Metazoa; Chordata; Aves; Falconiformes; Falconidae
Gene: TTC29
Product: tetratricopeptide repeat domain 29
Exons: 11
Coding region: 1-1371 (456 amino acids)
Molecular function (GO): protein binding
Source: RefSeq, a predicted model, not a curated record
AUGAAUGUAUUGCCUCAAGCAAUCCUACAAAGCCCAAGGGAGCAUCCCAGGUUCAUAGAGCAGACUGUUUGCCCCUCAUUAGACUUUGCAAGGAUUCAUUUGAUCAAAGACAAAGAUGGCAUAGAUGAUUAUUUGGCGAAGAAUAUCAAAGGGUUGUCAAAACAAGAAGCUGCUGCUAACAGGAAUACAUACAAGAAGAACAUCUGCAUAGACAUGCUGCGACAGGGUUAUCACGAGUCCUUCUCCGAGCUCUUCACUCUGAUACAGAAGUGGAAUGCCUUGAGGGAGGCUGCAGGGCCUGGGUCAGCCAUAUGGCAGCAGAAGUCCCUGGAGGAGCAGCCUGAUAAGCUGGAUCAGCUUUACCACUUCCUGACCAGGGCUGAGGCAGCCCAGCGAGCAGGGCACUAUGAGGAGGUGUACGAUAACCAGCUUAACUUGGCCUACUGUCUCAAUGACCCUGAGGACAAAUGGUUAAGUCAUUACUUUUAUGAGCAAUGCUUUAACACUGCUCAACUAAUAAAAAUUGAUGGUGGGAGAAGAGAGGCGCAAGCACAUGUAAAUAUGGGCCUCAUCAAUGAGGAACAAGGUCAUGUCAUGAAAGCUGCAGAGCAUUAUGAAGCAUUUUAUCAGCUAACAGAGGGUUCGACAUGGAAGGAUGAGAGAGGCCAUACUUACAAUUCACUGGCGUGUGAGCAUCUCUGGAGAAUUUAUACGUUACUAGCAGACAAAAUGCUAGAAAAUAAAGAACACCAACAGGCCAUCAAAACGCUAAUAAAAGCUUUAAAAAUGGCAAAAGAAGGAGGUGGCAUGAAGAUGGAAGGAGAAGCUCUGUAUUGCUUAAGUUUAGCAUAUCAUUUUGCUGGAGAACAAGAGACAGCAUUGCCAAUUUUGAACACAUCUGUAAAAAUCUUCACAGCACUUUGUGAUUCUGCUGGCCUAGGCAGAGCACAUGCAGCUAUAGCCAAGAUCCUGGUAAGUCAGGGAAAAGCAGCUGAAGCUAUUAAGUACUUGGGAGAGUUUCUGAAGGCUGCUGAGAAUGCUCAUCUAAGCCAAAGCCUGGUGGAUGCAUGUGUUUUACUUGGGAAUGUUCACAAUGAAAGAGGGAACUAUAAUGAAGCUUGUGAAUAUUUCAGUCAGGCUUUGGAGGCAGCAAAAACUUUAAAUAAUUUGCCCUUAGUGGAUGAAGCAAAGAUUUAUUGUGGCAUUGCGAAGGCUCAUAAACUGAUGGUGGCAUUUAACAGCCACAUAGAAGCAGAAGAUCCCAUCAGCCUCAAGUACCUGCUGGCAUGGAAGGAGAACAGAAGUGACAUGUGCACUGACCCUCUUACAGUCGAACUUGAUAAAGAAACAAGUGCUUCAAAGCCCCUGUGAGUUUCUUCCAAAGACGCCAGUUAUAGAUCCUUCCUGAAAAUGCCUGCCUACUACAGAGAAGCUAAUAGAUGAGUACAGGAGAUCCUUGAAAAGUCGUGCAACAAAGUAGGAAUUUUGGUGGGGAUUUGUCAUUUAAAUGGGAGCAGUGUUGCAAUGCAAAUAUCUGAGAGCUCUAAGUUCUUUUAUGACUGAAGUGUGACUUCAAUGUGUAUUACAUGUUUUUAUCAAAAAUAGCUGGUGUCACUGAAAUAAAUACAAAAGAGUAAUGUAGAAUAGAAACUUUGCAUCUUGUGCCCCUAAUGUGUAUUGUCUUCCAAAAUGUCAAGAUCUUUCUGUUAAGAUACGAAACAUCAUUUAUGCCUACUGAGUGGGCAUCCAAGAUGCUCAAUACCUUGUAAGAUCAGGUUCUAAAUGUGUCUGGAGAGUUUUCUUUAAAUCCCAGAUUAUCGUCCCUUUCAGAAAAAAUAAACCACAAGCUCAAUGCCUUAUUCAUAGGGCUAUCAGUGACUUUAGCAUCUGUGCUUAACAGUUGCGGUUCAACUGUAACUUGAUAGACUAGAUCCAGCCUGGGUGCCACACUAUGGUGCAAUUUUGAUCUAAUCUGUAACACAGGUUGGACCCAAAUCACAACUAAGUUUGUUUAAAAUCUGGUUGAGCACACGCAUGAAACCAUUGAAAACCUGCACAACCAAAGCAUUUGAAAUGCCAUUGACCGUCUCAAAUGUACCGUCAAUCUAUAGGCACGGCUGAAACAACUAUAUUUAACAAUGAAAGUGCAUCUGGUAGAAUGCCACAUUUUCAAAAUUGAACCCAAAAUUCUCCUUUGUACAAAGCCUGUAUUCAUUCACAUGAUCAGGUAAACUAAAAUUCUGCCUAGAUUCUUUUUGAUAAAUAAUCUGAAGCACUGAUUCUGGAGCGUGUGUGAAGGAUUGUCUCCUAUUUUGAGCUGAUUAAAUUCUUGACGGGGUUCACCACAUGGCCCACAGCAGUCUGACUCCUGUGGUCUUCAGAGUCCUCAAAGGGCAUUUUCCAAUUACCAUCACUGUUGACCUAAAGAAGAAUUAAAGGAGAGAAAAUGUUGGUUAUCACUUUGCAAAAUAUACAUAAAAGCAGGAUUUGGAACCUUUGAAUUUUAUUUUGAAAAACUGAUACAAGCUUUCAUAAUGGAAUUUAUUUUAAAAACUGUUCCUUCAAACUACAUAAACAAAGCUUUAUGAAUCUCAAUAGUCAACUAUUCCUUUCUUCAAACAGAGGUUUCCAGAUUCAGAGUUUGAAGCAAGGUCCAUUAGACCUGUAAUCAGUUUUUAUGACAGUCUUUGAGCAAGCAAUAGCCUUUGCCGUAGUAAUAACUCAAUUCAUGGUUUUCUUCAGAUUUGCAAUUUAAGUAACUGGUUGACAUGUGACAAUAAGGUUUCUCCCUGUUAAGGCAUGGUAAAAGUGUAUCAUUAACUAGCUCUUAUUAGACCAUUGUUGACCAAGGUACUGUGUACAUGCAGUGUAAAUACAAAUACCUCAGUAAUCUUAUUUUUUUACCCAGAGGUCUUUAUAGUCUGAACACCAAGCUUAUUAUGACAAUGUUUAUUUAGAAUGUUCUUACAAGGCUGAAAAGUUGUAUAGGAAUAUUCCUACAUGCAAUUAUGCACGUACAUAAGCAUACAAAUCUCUUGACUGAGUGCUAAAAAGAGGUAAACACUUUAUGAAAACCAGGCCGAGAAACAGGACCAUGAAUUAAAUAUAAACAAUAACUAUCCAGUCUACCCCUUAGAUUUUAAUGCUAUUGAUAUGAGAUAUGAAAAAUAUUAUAAAAACAUUAACCUUCAAACUCUUCUAAUCUUGGUAAAUAUAGCAUGACUGCUUGUAAGAGGUUGCUGGUUUGACAUAUUUGGAAUUUCUUUUAUCAGAAUAUUGUCCAAAAAUGGCAUAUUUGAAUUUAUCUUUCAUAGUUUAAAAAAUAUAUAAAAUUACAUAAAACAAGCAGACAUUCUAGAAAAGAUAAUUGUCAGUUUUUCAAGGACAAGUUUCUAAAUUCCUAAGGGUUAUGAACCCCAUGUACAUUUCUGCAGCAGCUGAACGUUCUAUGUAUGUGUCCCAGAAGUUAUUAAGCAGUUAUGUUAAACAGCAUCCAUGGCCAUCAUUACUUUUUGCCAGUCUACACUCAUUACUAAGUGAUAGCUUUUGUAUGCUUGUGAAAAAAUGGUCAUAAAUUAAUCCUCUGAGGCAUUACCUCUCCUGUACUUUUUUAACAAUACUUUUUAGUCAUAAAGCUUUUAAUAAAAAUAAGGGGACUUUUAUCAUCCUAUAAUAAUGGAAGUUCAAUGUGUGUUCUUCAGAGCCAGGAAUCUUUGGGAGAGCAUUAUGUUUAUUGAGCUUUUAAACGUACCUGCCUGCCAUCCCAGUAACAAUUUGUCUGACGAGUAACUAUCUGGCAGAAUGCAGGUGGUGUGCUCCUUGCAGACUUCUUCAGCAGGAAAACAAAGGCUCUGCUUUCCCCUUCAAAUGGAUGGGGUGAGGAGGUUAGGCAGAAUGUCGUUCCAUACGUUAUACUUUGGGCAGGGUCCUGGAAUAAACCUCUCCAGCUGUUAGAAGCAGCCAGAGCUCCAUGGGUCACGGGCAGGCCUUGGUGUUAACACCUCGCAUGAUCCAGCUGAAAGCACGGUGCUCACUGACACUUGGCUGCAGUGUCAGCUCAGUACUUCUUCAGAAAAAACAUCACCACUUUCUGAAUUACCAACACUUCUUCCAACAUCACUUUUCUUUGGUGAUCUCUUGUCAGACAUAGUCCUGCGCACAAGAUCUGCUGAGAUCAGAGCUCAGAUUAGUACAGUGGAACUUUUGUCCUUUGUCUCCUUACAUGAGAGAUGCUCUGAUUUCUUUAAGGAGCUCCUCAUACAGAACUGAAUUCUUUUCCACUCUGCCUGGUUCAUUAUCAUUGCAAUCCUUGCUCCAAGUUUUUGCAGAAAGCCUCUAAUCUCCUGACCCUUAAGACUUCGCGAUCAGAAAGGAGGACUCGGAGAGAUUAUGAAUUGCAGUUGCAAGUUUUUCUGUGCUCUGAGAAAUUAUAGACAUAAUUGACUUUAAUGAAGUUAGGUAAGCACCUAAAUCAACUUAACCUGUAAUGCUGGUUGUCUGUUUCAAAACAAAAACUUGUCAAACGUAUUAUGGCAGAUGAAUCUUUGAGUAGUUCUGAAGUGUAAUAUCAAUGUCUCUAAAAUCUAUGUAUUGCGGGUGCCUAAGGCAUGCGACACUGACAAUUAAGGCUGCUUUUUGAAUAGGGUUUUAGUAGGUUUCACUGUGUAUUGACUAACAAUUCAUAGCAGAAGGGAAGGUUGUAUCUCAGAAAGGAUUCUGUUUAUAAUUAUGAAAAGCAUGUUUUCUGACCAUUAAUAGGGUAUAUCUUGUUAAUUAUGAUGAUAUAUAUGGUAUUUCACCUGUGAAGCCAUUUAGAAAAUUAAUGUUUGAGUCACAGAAAGGUCAUUGCCAUUCUGGAAGGAAUCCAUUCAUCUCUAAAUAGGCCAUCCGAAUAUAGACUAAGAAAUACACUAUAUAUAAUUACCUAGAAAUAGAUGGAAUAAAUAAGAUUGAUGAUAGGUAUUACUAAAGCCACACUUUAGUUUCCUGCUAGGAAAAAGUAGAACAUAACUGGCAGAAACAAUAAUAUACAUGUAAAAAUGCAAGAAAUAGGUUAGUCUUAAGUAGUUUUAUAAGAUUCAGCUAUUACACAUGAGGUGAGAACUCAUCAGCCUGGAGAAGUGGUGUACAUCAAGGACUUUGUCCUGAGAUUCAGUUAUUUCUGAGGACAGCUCCUACAAAGAGAAUGAAGACGGAUUUUUUUUUUCCCCCUGAAACUGUGUCUUGUUUGACAGCAUAAUUUCAUAGUAUUUCUGUAUUUGCCAUACAUGCUAACAAGUACAUAGAAUGUAUGUGCUGUCU